Molecule: messenger RNA, 2015 nt
Organism: Astrephomene gubernaculifera
Lineage: Eukaryota; Viridiplantae; Chlorophyta; Chlorophyceae; Chlamydomonadales; Astrephomenaceae
Source: the annotation of a GenBank genome assembly
UCCAUGUCCGCAGCCGGGGGCGGGCUGGCGGCGGCUGCAGCGGUGCCGCAUGCGCUGCAAUCGCCGCAGCAGCAGCACCUCGGCGGGCGUAAGGGCGGGGCAGGAGGUUCCAUGUCCGGGCUGUCGGAAGUCCGAGUACCGGACGAGACCGAAAUGGAUUGGCAGCCCGAAUCGCAUAAGCACUCCCAUACUAAAGGAUCAAGCGGGCUGCACGUGCCGUCACUGGAACCAGUGGAGUUGUGGGCCGCUAUCUGUGCCGCUGAGGAUGCAGUUGCACCAGAAGUACCAGGAUCUAAGGCGCUGCAGGCAGGGGAAGAAAAGGCAUUGAUAUUCACUCGGCUCCUUCUCUCACUGGACAUCGUUAAGGAGGGCAGUCCAUGGCCCCCCCGAGCGAAGUGUUCAGUGCCUACAGGGCAUUCUACUUGCUCAGCAUUGGCUCAAGGCAUGGUCAGAGGCGACUUGGCCACCACUGGCCCGUCUUCAAGCUCUGCGCCAGCCUCUUCGUACACGUCGCCCCUCCAUCUUUGACAAUGCUACCUGUCAGCCUGUCGAGAGCCCUACAGAAAAGGCCCUGUUUGCAGCGCUUGCUGCUGUGCAUAAGCGGAACUACAAAAGGUUUGCUGAAGACUGGAACGCGCGUCUUGCACAGGAGAAGGGCCUCUCUGCCCAAGGCGUCACCUUCAAAAAGCCUUGCCUACUGCAAGCUUUCGACGUCAAGCAGUCAUGCGAGGUGCGGAACGGGCUUACCCACUAUCACCUCCUCCUGCAGAAGGUGACUGGACGCAAUUUGCAGUCUGAAGAUAGCGCCGGUGUGCAGUCAUCGUUGCCAACGCUGCAAGCACCUGCAUUCUAUACUCGAGUGCAGUCGCAGCCAUCGACGCAGCACCUCGACGGGCGUCGGGCGUUCAGCAGCCAGGGCGGGGGAGGAGGUUCCAUGUCCGCUGGCGGGAGUGGAUCGACCAAGUCACGUCUUGGUGUUCUAGGUGGAUGUAAGAAACGUGGGCCUAAGGUUGGACAGCGCACGGCACCCAAGACCUGCAACUUAUGCAAGGAGCGAAACCUACCGUACGAUCAUGCUUGGAACAACCGCACGGCCUGCUUGUCUAUAUGCCGUGCCUGUACAACCACAACCAGCGGCCGGGUGGAGCUAACCAUUGCUGGUUACUGCGCCAAGUGCAAGCGCACGUUUGAUUACGGCAAACAGCACCAGUAGGGAUACCGUACGUGUUGUGGCAGUACUGGGCCGGUGGUAUCAUUGCAAGGUUGUUUUGCAUAUAACUGUUAAUCUGUACAUAGGGUACAUGGAAAUGCGCAUGCUUUUUGUUAGGGUUGGACUAGGUACAUGGAUAGCUGCUUACUUCUUUCAAACCCAUGCUGGGUACAUGGAUAGCCGCUUACUUCUUUCAAACCCAUGCUAUAGUCUUCAAUUUUUGUCUGCUAUUGGAUGUUGGCACGUGUGUCAGUUGAGCGAACAGAUUGGAAUAGUGCGUCUUCAACCUGGAUGUGCAUGUGUCCUGAAGGGUGCUUGCUUGCUGUCGGUGCAUGCUGUCGGUGGUCAAUUUCCUUGCCUGCCAUUCCUGCUCCCUCUUGCAUCGCGAAUGGGUGUUGUAUUGUCGAGAUGACUGGGUUGUACACGCGUGCUACAAGGCUAGUUAGAAUCGGGCGGGGGGUAUGGGGCCGUUUAGGGAGUAGCAUGCAGCAGUCGUAACACGUUAUGAAGCAUUGCGGCACCAGUUGUGAAGUGUUGUGUCACCAUGUAAACGCUUCUUCUGGCGGUAACAUGAUUGUAGCUCAGACGUCCCAACAGAGGGGUGCUGUUGCUGCAGGAGUUGGUGUUACUUGGGGACAUGGGAAUGGCUAUAGCUACAGGACGCCACCCUGCUUGCAUGCAUGCCCUAUGUGGUACAAACGCAAACGUUCAUGCCGGUUAGCGUACAGAUACAUGUUACAAUGUUACAAUGUUAGCAGAGUCUAUAAGGUAGACUCUGCUUGGUAACACACAGGGAGGCACAGGG